Aspergillus wentii DTO 134E9 is the source of this 1011-nucleotide messenger RNA. RefSeq lists its product as uncharacterized. The coding region runs from base 351 to 902 and encodes 183 amino acids. NCBI's taxonomy places the organism in Eukaryota, Fungi, Ascomycota, Eurotiomycetes, Eurotiales, Aspergillaceae. The transcript has a single exon. The record is from RefSeq and is a predicted model, not a curated record.
GAGAAUUAGUAUUAGUAUUUUGGCAGCUGGUGAGGAGGGGGGGGAAGGCCAGAAAAGAAUGGAAGCUCCAGUUGUGCUCCAGUAUACAGUGUAGAAACAGUCAUAACGCUAACAAAAACUCAUGCUCAACAAACCUCCCAGGGCCGAUGGUGGGGGGGGAAGGGAAGGAUUGGCGGAUCCACCGGCGGAGCUAACUGCCUCGGGGCUAGUCUAGGAGGAGCAGGAGCAGGAGCACUCCGUUGGCAGUGGGAGUCUGCAUGAUUGCCCGAUCUGUAUAGAGCAUAAGCGGUGUAAGGAUAAUGACGGUGAUAUCAGCCGGAAUGGGGUAGGGUCAUCUCGAGGGCUGCACGAUGAUUUGUGUAACCACCAGUGUGCCGGGCAUUUUUGCAUUACAACAGCUCAGCCCAAACAGUGUCUCCCUUUUGCUCCCAACUUCCCAACAAGCCAAUUACUCCUUGGGAUGUGCGAGUUUGACACUUGCCAGUCGUCCAGAGUUUAGUCCGGCCCGCAUCCCCCACCGAAUCUCAACAAUCCUUAACAACUCCUGCUCCACCGUUGGAUCCGAGCUCGGCCUGGCAAAAAAAGAAAGACACAGAAUUAUUCCCAGAUCUACUGUGUAUUUUCUGUCCCCUCCUCCGGCUUCACAUCCAACAAUUCCACCCCCUCCACCCCCCCCAUCACUCAAUUUCCCCUCCAUUCCCUUUUUUUCGCUUUCUUCCUUCUCUUUUCUCGAAUUCAAUUCCAUAUCUCUUCUUCUUCCAUCUCCUCCCCUACCUUCUUAUUUACUCUCUAAAAGUACUUACCUUAUUUCUUUGUCCUACUUUUAUACUCCAUACUUAAUAUCUUCUCUUCCUCUCUCUCCAUCCUACCUAUACAUAUUCUCCCUUCUUCCAAUCCUAUAAUUCACAAUGUCCGCGAAGUCGAUCCUCGAAGCUGAUGGCAAGGCCAUCCUCAACUACCACCUCACUCGUGCUCCCGUCAUCAAGCCUACCCCUCUCCCUGCUUCCACCA